Thecamonas trahens ATCC 50062 is the source of this 2422-nucleotide messenger RNA. RefSeq lists its product as uncharacterized. The record is from RefSeq and is a predicted model, not a curated record. Bases 1 to 1587 code for a protein of 528 amino acids. NCBI's taxonomy places the organism in Eukaryota, Apusomonadida, Apusomonadidae. The transcript has 2 exons.
AUGUCGUCCAAUGAUGGAUUCUCCUCCUUCCUCGCCCGUGCCCGGUACCAGCUGUGUGUCUACGGCCGGUCGCCCGAAUGCAUUGGUGGGCAUACUGGGGAUGAUGGAGAUGAUGCCGCUGGCCAUGUCGAUGCCGCUCACACCGCUGCUCCGCAGUCGGCUGACCGCCACUCGCCCGACGAGCGACUCGGCGGGCGGACCGAGGUGUACUACGGAGAAGUCGUCGAUGUGGCGCUCAUUGUCCACACCGACGAUCGCACUGACUUUGCUCGCUCGUUCUUCUCUGCCGCACACAUCGGCCUCUCUCUCACCCCCGCAGAGCCGGCGUCAUCGGCCACGCCAGCCUCGCCCGUCAAUGCGACAUCGGACGACGAUGGGUGGAUGCCGCUUGAUCCGCUGCCGUCGUUUGGUGCUGAUGUGGCGCAAGAGCCGGCGUUCUGGUUUGGCGAGUACGAUGACGAGUUCGGCGACGCCGCCAUUGUCGUCACCAUGCGGGUGCCCAUCCGCUCGCUGCCAGCUUCGCGCAAGCUCUCGCUCGUGUGCACUGUCACGCCGCCGCUGCUGGUGGAGACCUCGCGCGAGUCGCUCCUCUCGUCAGUCCCGUUUGCGGCCGAGCCCGACGCCGCGUCGGUGGCACUUGAGCUCGACGUUAUCUGCCCGCUUGUCGCUGCCGCGCGCUGUGUCCCGCUUGCCGCCUCGCACGCCAUCUCGGUCUCGCUCACCAACACCGCGGCUGUGCCUGUUGGCCUCGACCGCGCCUCGUUCAUGCUCGCUGGCUCAUCGUCAGUCCGUGACCUGGCCGUCCGCGAUGGCUUCCAUCUCGAGGUCGAGGGCCUCUCCCACCUGCCGUGCACGCUGAGUCCCGGCGAGGUCUUCACUAUGGUGUAUGUGGCCACGCCCAAGUCGCCACUCCGCCGCUCCGAUGCCGCCUUUUUCGCCGACCUUCGCCUCGCCUGGUCCGUUGCUGGUAUGGCCGCCUCAGGUGUCACCUCCAUGUAUCGCAUCCCCUGGCGGACACCGCUCUCCGGCGACCUCAUUGUUCAGACCUCGCUCCCGCCGUCGAUCACCGUCGCCCGCGUCUUCCCGGUCUCCAUCCAGGUCACCAACGCCACCGACAUGGUCAAGAGCGUCAAGCUCCUCCUCCCAGCCGCGCGCUCGCUCGUUCUUACCGCCGGUGGCCUCGGCGCUGUCUCGCCGCCGCUCGCCUCCUCGCAAGCCUCGAUUGAGACUUUCCUCGCUGCACGCCUCCGCACCGACGUCGCUAACAUCCCAGUCUGGCUCUCGCCAUCGACAGAUCCGGAGAGUGAUGACUCGCGCGCCGCCCUCGCCGCCCUCGCCGACGAGUACCACGCAUCCCACCCCGCAGACUCGGCCCUCCUCUGCCUCGAGCAGUCGGUCGUCCUCGGCGACAUCCCGCCGAAGGCCACCAUCGCUGUCAACGUCUACGCAUGCGCCCUCACUGACGGCUUCUUCGAGCUCGCCGCCAUCCGCCUCUACGACGAAACCGCCUCGCAAUACUACGUCGUCGCUCACCCGACAACCGUCUUUGUCGCGCCGCUCGGCUCAACUGCCACCAUCUCGUACUGAUGCCUUUAACUCGCCCGCAGUGCAGCCGGCAGUUCGCGAUCGGGGCGUGGCGCAAAGUUGUCCAUCCCGUGCCGCCCGCCGAACCACUCGACGACCGCCACCCACACCCGCCGCGGCAGCAGGCCGAGCACCGGAAACAUGGCCCCGACCGCCCAUGGGAGCACCACAACCUCCUCCCGGGCCUCCACGCUCUCUACAAUGCUCCGAGCCACGUCGUCCGCCUCGAGCGCAGGCAGGAGCCACGGCAUCCGCAGCUGCACCCCGUCAAACAUGCCGGUGUUGAUCUUGUACGGACACACAAGCGUGAGCCCGAGGUACCCGUCGCGCCCGUCUGCCCGCACCUCGAGCGCCAGCGACUCAUGGAAGCCGACCAGUCCAUACUUGGAGCAGCAGUAGUCGGCGAGGCCUGCCGCCGGCACCAGGCCCAUCGUCGACGCCACGUUGACAAUCUGCGCCUGCUCGCCCGAGCCCGCCAGCUGCGGCCACAGCGCCUCCACCAGCGCCAUCGGUGCCUCCACGUUCACCCGCAGACUCGUCACCAUCGCCUCGGCUCGCCCAUCGCCGCUGCCCACCCGCCGCCCGGCCACCACCCCAGCGUUGUUCACCAGCACAUUGAUAGCGAGUCCCUUCUCCGCCAGCUCCGCCACCAGCCCGCGCCGCGCCUCCGCCGACGUCACGUCCAUCACCACGCCCUCCACCCGCACCGCUGGAUGUCUCGCGCCCACAGCCUCCACCACACGCGCCACACGCUCGCCGUCCACGUCCACCACAACAACCGCCGCCACCCCGCGCGCCGCAAACUCCGCCACAAGAUGCCCGCCCACCCCGCCGCCGC